Messenger RNA from Paraphaeosphaeria sporulosa, 1491 nucleotides. Its product is annotated as tRNA-guanine transglycosylase. The record is from RefSeq and is a predicted model, not a curated record. The transcript is spliced from 2 exons. Gene Ontology annotation, molecular function: tRNA-guanosine(34) queuine transglycosylase activity. NCBI's taxonomy places the organism in Eukaryota, Fungi, Ascomycota, Dothideomycetes, Pleosporales, Didymosphaeriaceae. Bases 1 to 1491 code for a protein of 496 amino acids.
AUGUCUCCGGGCACGCCAAUGCCAGACGUUUCGCAGCUCCCACCGGAAAUGCUCGACUUUGCGCUCUUGAAGACAACAGGCGCGCUCGCCCCGCGUCUGGGUCGCUUGACACUGGGCGGCAGGAAGCCCAUAUUGACGCCGGCAUUCCUGGGCAACACGUCGCGCGGUGUGAUCCCGCACAUGUCGCCGGACAACUUUUGCAGAUACGCCGGCAGCAACGGGGUGUACGUUGCCUUGGAGGACUUCGUAGAGAAGCACCCGGAGAAGACGCCGCCGAUAUUCGAGUACAAUGUCCCCGAGCCGCUGCGCAGGUUCGCAGCGCUCCCGCACGACACGCCGCUGGUGCUGGGGGCGCGCCGCACGCCGCCUGUCCCCACGCCCGCCGCGCACACGUCCACGGCCAUCAGCCUGCUGACGUCGGUGGGCUACAAGUCGGUGAGCUCCGAGUACUACGCGGCGGCAGCGCGCAAGCUGCAGCCGGACGUGGUCGUGGGCAUGGCCGACAUUCCGUUUGGGCAGGCGACCAUCGGCAUCAAGCGCAAGGACAAGAUGAGCGACCGCACCGAGGCGUGGCUGCGCCAUCUCGUGGCUACGCGCACCGCCAUGGCCCCGGGUGAGCCGCGCUUCGCCAUCUUCGCGCCCAUCCUGCCCAUCGAGCGCGACCUGCAGUCGUGGUACCUCGAGCACCUGCUCGACGACAUGGCCGACAGCAUCAGCGGCGUGGCCAUCUACGACGCCUUCCUGCUCGACGACCUGCCCGACGCCCUGCACCACCUCCCGCGCCUGUCCUUGCACGUCCCCGCCAGCCCGCAUGAGCUGCUCCGCCAGGUCAGCCUCGGCAUGGACCUGCUGACGGUGCCCUUCAUCUCGUCCGCCACUGACGCCGGCAUCGCCCUCGACUUCACCUUCCCGCCCCCUGAUAAGGUCAACGGCUCCGGCAGACAGACGCUGGGCAUCGACAUGUGGCACGCCGAGCACGCCCUCGCCCUAGCGCCCUUGUCCAACGGUUGCCGAUGCUAUGCGUGCACCAAGCACCACCGCGCCUACGUCCAACACCUCCUCUCCGCCAAGGAGAUGCUCGGCUGGUUCCUCAUCCAGGUGCACAACCACGCCGUCGUCGAAUCCUUCUUCACUUCCAUCCGCAGCUCCAUUGACGCUGGCACCUUCGACGCACACGUUGCCGCUUUCGAGGCCUAUUACGAGCCGCAGCUGCCCGAGAAGACUGGCCAGGGUCCAAGAGCCAGGGGCUAUCACUUCCGGAGCGAAGAGCAUGCCAAGCAAGAAAAGAAGAAUCCGAAGAGGUGGAACGGCGAGUUGGGUGGCAAGGGCAAAGCGGUACUCAAGGGCGCGCAGGGCCAGCAGCCGGAGAAGAAGCAAGACAUGAUGCAUGUCAUUGAUGAUGAGGUGCUCAUAGGCCUUGUGGGGAUCGAGGAUGGCGCCGAGGCGGUCCAGGUAGGGGACUUGAAGAUCGAAGAUGACGUUAAGGGGUGA